AUGCAUAGAACUUAUUCAUUAAGAGGACAAAAAGCUCCUACUGCCGCUCAAUUGCAAUCUCCCCCACCACCACCAUCAACCACCAAAAACAGAUUUUUCGGAGGUGGCGGACUUUCAUCAUCAAUUAGAAAGGCUGCUGCUGGUGCCACUGGCCCUGAAUUGUCUCGUAAAUUGGCUCAAUUCAUUAAGAUGGAAAAGAAUUUCAUGAGAUCUCUUGAAGUUACUUCCAGAGAAAGAAGAGAUGUUGCUAAACAAUUAAGUGCCUGGGGUGAAGGUAAUGAUGAUGAUGUUUCUGAUGUGACUGAUAAAUUAGGGGUUUUAAUUUAUGAAAUUGCUGAAUUGGAAGAUCAAUAUAUUGAUAAAUAUGAUCAAUAUAGAAUCACACUUAAAGGUGUUAGAGAUAUUGAAAGUAGUGUUCAACCUUCAAGAGAAAGAAAACAAAAGAUUACUGAUGAUAUUGCUCAUUUGAAAUAUAAAGACCCUCAAUCACCAAAGAUUCCAGUAUUGGAACAAGAAUUGGUUAGAGCUGAAGCAGAAUCUUUAGUUGCCGAAGCUCAAUUAUCAAACAUCACUAGAGAACGUUUGAAAGCAGCCUUUAAUUAUCAAUUUGAUGCUACUAGGGAAUUAGCUGAAAAAUAUGCAUUGAUUGCUGGAUAUGGUAAGGCAUUAUUGGAAUUAUUAGAUGAUUCCGCAGUGACCCCAGGUGAAACUAGACCGGCUUAUGAUGGUUAUGAAGCAUCCAAACAAAUCAUCAUCGACGCUGAAAAUGCCUUGGCAUCUUGGACUUUAGAUUCUGCUGCAGUUAAGCCAACUUUAUCGUUACAUCAGGAAUAUGAGGAUGAUGAAGAAGGGUUGGAACAUGGAGAAAUUGACGAGGAAGUAGAACAAGAAUUCGCUAAGCAUGAUGAAGAUGAGGAAGUUGCUGAUGGUGUAGAAACCGAUGAGCUUGUUGAAAAUCGUCUUUAG
Molecule: messenger RNA, 966 nt
Organism: Hemisphaericaspora subhashii
Lineage: Eukaryota; Fungi; Ascomycota; Pichiomycetes; Serinales; Debaryomycetaceae
Gene: PIL1
Product: lipid-binding protein
Exons: 1
Coding region: 1-966 (321 amino acids)
Biological process (GO): eisosome assembly; endocytosis; negative regulation of protein kinase activity
Cellular component (GO): plasma membrane; eisosome filament
Molecular function (GO): lipid binding
Source: RefSeq, a predicted model, not a curated record